Olea europaea var. sylvestris is the source of this 1143-nucleotide messenger RNA. RefSeq names its product RPA-interacting protein B. The coding region runs from base 127 to 960 and encodes 277 amino acids. Gene Ontology annotation, biological process: protein import into nucleus. The transcript is spliced from 7 exons. Gene Ontology annotation, cellular component: nucleus. NCBI's taxonomy places the organism in Eukaryota, Viridiplantae, Streptophyta, Magnoliopsida, Lamiales, Oleaceae. The record is from RefSeq and is a predicted model, not a curated record.
AGGCGCCCGAUUGUCUUCCUUUCGCUGGCUUCAUUGAAGAACAAACGCACGUCUUCCCAAGGCAAAUUGAAACUGAAAGAACAAUCAUCCUCACACACACAAAAAAGCUGGAAUAGUAGCAAAGAAAUGGCGGAAGACGAGGGCAACAGACCCCAUAACAACCGCCCUUCUCUCAAAAGUCAUAUAUCUUUUAAUAAUUACCCUAAAUGGAAAGACAAGCUUAGAGAAAAUUGCUACAAAAGGGUCCGUGAAGAUCGAACCCGUUUGCUUUGGAAAUUAAGAUUGCCUAAACCAAAUGAACUGCACCUCAAUCACAAGGAUCUCAUCAAAUCAACUUUCCAAGAUAUAGUUUCCGUUGAAUUAAGAAAAAUUAAGGACUCGUCUUUGAACAGCGAUUGCGGAGUUCCAACUUUUGGCACUGCUUCUGAUGACAUGAUAUGGGAAUAUGACGGUCUUCAUACAGAUUAUCAAGGCAGCUGUGAAGAAUUGUUGUUUGAAAUGCAAAGGAUAUUUUAUGAGGAUCUGAGGACAGAGGAAAGUUUAAAAGAGCCAGAAAAUUUUAUCGAAACUUGGGAGGAUGAAGAAGAUGAAUAUUUGGCUCGUGCUGUAUAUGAGCACAUGCAGCUUAAUGGUGAACAGGAUACGGGGAUAUCGCUAAAAAGAGUCCAAAUUUCAGACAUAUGUACGUGGGUAGGAAAGGAGGUUUGGUGCCCUGUUUGCAAAAGAGGAGAGUUACAACAAAAUCGUUGCCUUAUUUAUUGUGAUCGGUGUGGACUUAAACUCAACAGAAGCGAUGAGAUUAGUUUGGAUUUGCUAAGGACGAGGCUGGCUGAAGCUCAUGCAGAGCAUCUUGAUAGGGGAUGUAGGUUAAAGCCUGAGUUCUGUGUUGAGACUAUAUUUGAACUAACUGCAUUGUACAUCAAAUGCCAAGGCUGUGAUACAUUUGAGGUUGUAAUAUAGUCGGCUACUUUCCAUUUAGUUCUUUCAGAUAAUUCAUGAUUUACUUGAAAAUAUAAACUUUUUGCUUCCUUUCCUUUUCGCUUUGGUCUGUCCUUUUAAUUUUUAUUUGUUAGAAUGGCUUCUAUCUUCUUUGUUCAUCUGAGAGGGAGAUGCUUAUCUGUCUAUAUUACUUAAUGUUCUUUA